This is a messenger RNA of Rhopilema esculentum, 1936 nucleotides long. Its product is annotated as CAAX prenyl protease 1 homolog. Gene Ontology annotation, molecular function: metalloendopeptidase activity. Gene Ontology annotation, biological process: CAAX-box protein processing. NCBI's taxonomy places the organism in Eukaryota, Metazoa, Cnidaria, Scyphozoa, Rhizostomeae, Rhizostomatidae. The record is from RefSeq and is a predicted model, not a curated record.
CAGAUGGCGUCCACUUUGGCCUGGCCUAAGACUGUCAAUUCAUCAAAAGAAGGUGCAGAUUGGUUUAACAACUGCUCACAAUGGAAUGGAUUCUUUCAGCCACAAUAAUUUUCCUUUGGGUUAUGUUCGUUUGGGAGCUACUCCUUGCAUUUCGUCAGUAUCAAGUUUACAAGAACACCAAGGAAAUUCCGUCAGAACUAAAAGCACAUUUGAAAACAGAAACCUUUGAAAAGUCAAGAUUAUAUGAAGUUGAUAAGUCAAAGCUUGGCUUCAUGUCAAGUACUUAUUCUCAAAUCGAAGCAACACUCAUUCUGAUGUUUGGUGGGAUUCCAUUUUUAUGGGAACUGGCUGGGAGCAUUAUUGGAAACUUUGGAUUUGGUUCAGAAUAUGAGAUAACCCACUCUAUGAUGUUUAUGGUAUUAUGUUUGAUAUACAGUACAAUAAGAAGUCUACCAUGGAGUCUGUAUGGAACUUUUGUUGUAGAGGAGAGUCAUGGCUUUAAUAAGCAAACUCUGGGAUUCUACUUCAAGGACCUGGUAAAGAGGCUGAUCUUGACGUGCAUUAUUUCACUGCCUGUAACGGCUGUCCUGAUUUGGAUCGUGAGAGUUGGCGGUUCGUACUUCUUUGUAUAUGCAUGGGCAUUUACUCUAGCUGUGUCUUUGUUUUUGAUGACCAUAUACCACGAUUACAUCGCCCCCUGGUUUGACCGAUUCAUCCAACUGCCCGCAGGCGAUCUUAGGUCGUCCAUUGAAAAGUUAGCCACGUCAAUCGAUUUUCCACUGACCAAAAUUCUGGUUGUUGAAGGAUCGAAAAGAUCGGCGCACAGUAAUGCCUACUUCUUUGGGUUUUUCAAAAACAAAAGGAUCGUUCUGUUUGAUACUUUGCUGAAAGAAAGCCCGUUUGAAAAAGAAAAGAAAGAAGAAGAAUUGAAAAAGAAAGAGGAGCUUGAAAAGGAGAAAGUUGAAGAAGCAAAGGAGGCUGGCAAUGAGGAAGACGAGAAUUCGGAUGUGAAAAAGGAAUAUCAAAACGAAGAUACGAAAAUACAAGAGAACGAAAAGAAGGAAGAGAAAAGCGGGAAGGGAUGCAGUAAUGAAGAAAUAUUAGCAGUUUUAGGCCAUGAGCUUGGUCACUGGAAGUUAAAUCAUACCUUGAAGCAUUUAAUAAUUGGCCAGGUCAAUCUGUUCUUGGAUUUCUUUCUGUUUGGGCUUUUGAUGGACAUGGAUAUUCUCUACACAAGUUUUGGCUUUCCAGAUUCUAAGCCAGUCCUUAUUGGAUUACUGAUCAUAUUCCAGUUUAUCUUCUCGCCCUAUCACGAACUUCUUGGGUUCUGUUUAACUCUACUUAGCCGUCGUUUCGAGUUUCAAGCGGAUGCCUUUGCCAAAUCGCUCGGUUAUUCGAAAGAGCUGCAGUCGUCACUGAUCAAGCUGAACGAGGAUAAUCUUCAGUUCCCUGUGAAUGACAAGUGGUUCUCCACAUACCAUCACUCACACCCUCCCUUGUUGGAGCGGCUCAGGGCGUUGAAAACGAAACAAGACUAGCCAAACAAGACUAGCCGCUCUAAUUAACUAACUAACUUCGCAGCAGGUUCGAAUACCCUUUCAUUAAUUCAAAAUCUGUUUUAAUAAGGAUAUGAUUGUAGUUUCUUCAUUUGGUUGUUUUUCAGUGCCAUAAGAGUCCUAGACUUCUAGCGAACGUUGAAGAUCACAUCUUGGCGUGUUGCUGCCGUACAGUUAUAAAAUAAGCGCUAGCAUAGUAUCAUAAAAAACUUUAAAUUUAUAUUUUUUGUAAAAUAUGCAUGUUAUUCAGGGUAAAACUUAUCAAAACCAGAAAAACUAUUUUCAACAAGGACCCUGUUUUAACGAAAAUGUUAAACAAAAAAGUAAUCCUAAAGCAAUGUUAAGCUAAUAGAGGUUAUUACAAGUAUGUUUACAACAAA